Molecule: messenger RNA, 1987 nt
Organism: Gopherus evgoodei (Goodes thornscrub tortoise)
Lineage: Eukaryota; Metazoa; Chordata; Testudines; Testudinidae
Product: E3 ubiquitin-protein ligase TRIM39-like
Exons: 7
Coding region: 293-1693 (466 amino acids)
Molecular function (GO): protein binding
Source: RefSeq, a predicted model, not a curated record
CUCUCUCCGCAGGCCCAAGGGAGAUUGGCACCUUUGGGCGGAGAUGACACAGGGCUCACUCCAGGGAACGCAGAGAGGCACCGAGCUCGGGGGAAGCCCUGGGGUCUGCCAGCUCCCAGGGACAGCCAGAGCCUGGGGAGACACCGAGCCCAGAGAAGGAGGUUCACUUUCCCACCUUCUCUGUGACACCCCCACCCCCCAUCCUGUCCUGCUCUUCUCACCUUAUUCUGGGCAUGUAAAGAGCUGAUUCAGGCAGCAAGGGGACUGCCCAUCAACAAGACACAGAAGAGACAUGGCCUCAGCGGUGCCCAUAGGGAAAGCACUAGAAGAAGCCACAUGCUCCAUCUGCCUGGAGUAUCUGACGGAGCCAGUGACCAUAGAGUGUGGGCACAACUUCUGCCGAGCCUGCAUCACCCAGUACAGUGAGCGAAGGAAGUCUCAAUCAGGCACAAAGUUCCCCUGUCCUGAGUGCCGAGCGCUGUUCCAGAAAGGGAAUUUCAGGCCCAACAGGCAGCUGGCCAAUAUCAUAGAAAGCAUCAAACCACUGAGGUUACAGCCUGGGCAAGCGCAGAAUGAGAAUCUGUGUGAGACGCACAAGGAAAAACUCCAACUCUUCUAUAAGGAGGAUGGAAAAGCCACCUGUGCGGUCCCCAUAGAAGAAGUUGCCCAGGGUUAUAAGGUAAAACUCCAGGAAAUCCUGGGUCCUCUGAGGCAGAAGCUGGAGGAGGCCCUGGCACUGGUGUCUGCAGAGGAAAAGAAAAUCAGGGAGUGGCAGGGCAGAGUGGAGAAUCGGAGGCAGUCGAUCACACGUGAAUUUAAGACGCUGCACCAGCUGCUGAGUGAGGAAAAGCAGCUGUUGCUGCGGAGGCUGGCGGAGGAGGAGCGGGAGACUCUGCAGAGACUCCAGGACAAUCACACACAGCUCUCGGAGCAGAGCGCUGCCCUGAUCAAUCGUAUCACAGAGCUAGAGGAGAAGUGUCAGCAACCGGCCGCCGAGCUGCUGCAGGGUGUGAAAAGCGCAUUGAUCAGGAGUGAGUGUGUGAAACUCCAGCCACCAGAAGCCGUUUCUCCUGCCCUGAAGAGCGGGUAUAAAAUCUGCCUUGACAUGAGGGAAAUGUUGAAGAGAUUCACCCUGGACGUGACUCUGGAUCCAGACACGGCUCAUCCCAAUCUUGUUCUGUCUCAGGAUAGGAAAAGUGUGAGACACAAAACCAAACGACAAAAUCUGCCCAAUAAUCCUGAGAGAUUUGAUCCCUGUGUCUUCGUCCUGGGCGCUGAGGGAUUCACGGGUGGGAGGCAUUACUGGGAGGUGGAGGUGGGAGACAAGACUAGGUGGACCCUGGGGGUUUGUAAGGAGUCUGUGAGCAGGAAGAGUCCAGAUCACCUGUCACCUAAAAACGGAUACUGGACUGUGUGUCUGAGGGAUGGGGAAUAUGAGGCCCUCACCUUCCCCGCAACCCCCCUCCAUGUGGGCAUCAGACCCAGCCAGGUAGGGAUUUUCCUGGACUAUAAGGCAGGCGAGGUCUCCUUUUACAAUGUGUCUGACAGGUCCCAUCUCUUCACCUUCACUGACCCCUUCUCUGGGACAGUCCGCCCUUUCUUCAGUCCCUGUGCCAAGGCUGGAGGUAAAAAUGCAGCUCCCCUGAUAAUCUGCUCAGUCCCAGCUCAGGCCAGAGGGAAUCUUGGUCCUUGAGGGUGACACCUAAGCUGGUCACUCACACAUUGCCAGAAAACCAGACUUCCCGACCCUUCUGGAACAGCGUGACCCUGCCCCCAUGGGUGUGAUGGUGGAAAGGUCAUCGUCUUCCCCCACUUCCCAACCCCACCCCUCUCACUUUCCAGAACCCAUGAUGGGGGGGAGAGGAGAUAGGGGUGCAGGUGCAGGCUGCUGGGCUGUGUAGGGUCCAGGGUAGGGAGGAGUUUGUAGAAGCAGGAAGGGAAAAGCCCAGAUCAUAAGAGGAAGGCUGGGGGGAGGCAGGGCCACCUG